AUGUCCUCAUCACCAAAAACAUCAGGGAGUUAUCCAGCAAAUUGCUGUUAUCAACAAUCGCCCUAUGGAAAUAAUCCUAAUGGACCAUACUCUCUUGUACCACCGCCACCACCAACAUCACAUCAUCAUCAUCAACAACUAGUCAAUAAUAAUGGUCAAACAUUAUCACCAACAUCUUUAUCUAUGGUCUAUAAUAAUGUUCAACAACAGCCAACUUCAUCAGCAUCACCGCCCUAUGGAACACAUUCAUCAUUGAAUGUUCUUCAUACGCUUUCACCAACACGUUAUCAAAAUCAACAAAUCGCUGAUAAGACAAAUAACAGUUCAUCAACAGUUAUAACCAAUGGACAAGUACCAUCGAUGCCAGUUAAUAAUGUUACAAAUAGUGCGGCUGCAUUGGCUGCUGCUACAGCAUAUAGAAGAAAUUUUAAUGCAUGCGCUAAACCACCAUAUAGUUAUAUAUCUUUAAUCACAAUGGCUAUACAAUUAUCGGCAAAUCGUAUGUGUACAUUGUCUGAAAUUUAUCAAUUUAUAAUGGAUUCAUUUCCAUAUUACCGUCAAAAUCAACAACGAUGGCAAAAUUCUAUUCGUCAUUCAUUAAGUUUUAAUGACUGUUUUGUUAAAGUACCACGAAGCCCUGAUCGACCAGGCAAAGGUUCUUAUUGGACAUUACAUCAAGAUGCAACCAAUAUGUUUGAAAAUGGAUGUUAUCUUCGACGACAAAAACGUUUUAAAUCUUUUGUAGGUAAUAAACGUGAAAUGUCAUGUCGGCUACCACAUGAUCGAGACUCUAAUAAUAAUACUCGACGUAAUGGAGUAAAUAAUAGUCUUGAUAAAUCUACAACGUCAACAGGCAGUGGACAACGAAGUCCACUUUCAUCAGCAUCAGAUAAAUCAUGCGAUGAACAAUUAAUGCUUAUGCAACAUCAUCAUCAACAUCAGCAACAGCAACAGCAACAGCAACAACAGCAACAACAACAACAACAACAAAGAUCGAUGUAUAUGCAACAGCAACAACAAACAUUAGCAGCAUCGGAGUCACCCGAUUCACGUAAUUUACAACUUUCAUCAUCAUCAAGUUCAGCUGUUGGCGUUAAACAACUUAAACAGGAACAGUGUGAAUUCAAUCAAAUGUCAUUUGAUCCGCAUACAUUUAGUGGUUAUUCACCAUUUGCUAUCAAUUCACUUAUGAUGCACCCAGGUUUUGGCGAUAAUCCAGCCGCAUUAAAUGCAUAUUAUGCGUCGCAAUUGCCACAGACAGCUUUUGUACCAUCAUCAUCAACAGAUUAUUAUCAUCAUUCGGCUAUGUAUGCAACACAACCAGCUGCGUUGUGA
Rotaria socialis is the source of this 1335-nucleotide messenger RNA. NCBI's taxonomy places the organism in Eukaryota, Metazoa, Rotifera, Eurotatoria, Philodinida, Philodinidae. The record is from the annotation of a GenBank genome assembly.